CUUUGAAUUCGCGCCAAAAGAUAUAAACAGCGCGGCAAGCUGAUGAAUUGACCUAUUUUCUUUAGAAUAUUUGCUGACAAAAUAAAAAAUAAUUUUUGACGACAGCGACUACGCGACACCAAUAACUACUAUGGUUAAUAAAGAGAAUGUGUUUGACCAGCAGGUGAAGUGGAUUGGUAGCGGUAGCAACGAGCCAAAGCAAACUGUUAAAAAUUUGGAGCACAAAAACGUGUAUUUUUAUGAGAAGUGCAUUUACGGACCUUUAACCUUGACUGUGGGCGAUUAUAUAUUGGUGUCCAAUGCAGAUGCUGCUGAGCCGGAUACAGUGGAUGGCUGUGAUAUAGCCAGAAUACAAUAUCUCUACGAAUUGCGGGAAUUGACCGAUCGUCAGUCUUGUCGAGCUAUAGUUCAGUGGUAUUCUCGGCCUCAGGCUAUACCCCACAAGGAAUUCGAUGCGGAUGACAUAGCCAUUGAUUUCGCUACAGAAGUAAUUGAAGAGCAUCGUCCCUAUGAUAACGACGUGGCAUUGGGAGCCAUCUAUCGCAAGUGCAUAGUCCUGGAAGGAUCAUCGCAACACAGUGCAGAGGAAAUUAUUAAGAAAUAUCUUAAGCAUAGGGCUGCGCCCAGUUGUCCAAUGUUUGUGACUCGUUAUAAGUUUAUCAAGGAAAAGAAAUACUAUCGUCUUGUCCCAUUGGAAAUCCACCUGGAUGAAGGAGCCAAGAGUCAAGACGCUGGUGGGCCACGUCGUCCACGGCGUGCUUCAGUGGCCGCUGCAGCAGCCAUUUCCCUGGAGUUCGUGGAUUGCGAGAAUAAAGUGUCGCCCAUUAAGAUUGUGGGUGGACGCAGUGUGGUCCGUUUGUCGGAGAAGAAAUCCAAGCUAGGUGCUACUUCCGAGAUUAACGCAAAUUAUUUGAUGGCCUCCCCUUUGACUGAGAAGAAUUCUAAAGUAGAGACUACACCCAAAUCCCGAGCAUCUGCUGCACGGCGUAACCUAAAUCUAAGUUUAAAUUCUACCAAUGACUCGGACUGUGUCAAUUAUUCCAUAGUACAGCAAACUCCCGAUCCCAAAACGCCAAACAAUGACAUGAAAAUAAAAUUGAGAAUCUCAGAGAGACGAAGAUCAGUGCGUUUGGCUUCCCUAGAUGGACUAGAUGUUCAAGAUCCUCUGGCUCUUGAGCCGGAAGUGCAGCAACCGGUGCAACGCAAACGUUUGGGUGUUUCCCAAGGUGAUAUCUAUCACACGCCCACCAAAAAGCCCAAAGAGACUGUCAAUCCUGCUGCCGCCGGCGAUCUGACACCAUCAACGCGCCGCAAGAGUAUUCUAAAAUCAGCCACCAGCCGUUUGGCUGAGGGCACACCAAGACGCAGUAUACAAUUAUCGAAUAUUGUGGAGCAGCGAGUCUUUCAAGAUGAUGAGAUUAUAUCGACACCCAAACGGGCACGUUCGAAGAAAACAACUACCGCAGAGGAAGACAAGGAGUACACACCAAAGAAGACACCAACACGUUCAAGACGACUAAGCACGGCAUCUGCUGCGGCUCCUGCAACACCAACACCAUUGACACCAUCACAGAAAUUAAAGAAAAUACGCGCUGGUGAGAUUAGUCCCACUAUGGAGCAGCGAAAGACUGAUACGGCUAAUCCAGAUAAGGGCCGGAAAUCCCAAUUGCAAUUGGCUCGAGAGCAACUCCAUGUCUCCGUAGUGCCGCAAAGUUUACCCUGCCGUGAGAAGGAAUUCGAUAACAUCUACAAUUUCCUUGAGGGCAAAAUUCAAGAUCAAUGCGGCGGAUGUAUGUACGUUUCCGGUGUGCCAGGCACGGGUAAAACGGCCACAGUAUCCGGAGUGAUUCGCACACUUCAGGGAAUGACAAGGCAACGUAAAUUGCCAGAGUUUGAGUUCCUGGAGAUCAAUGGAAUGCGACUAACUGAACCCCGUCAGGCCUAUGUGCAGAUCUAUAAACAAUUGACAGGCAAAACCGUAUCCUGGGAGCAAGCCCAUACUCUGCUUGAGAAGCGUUUCACUACUCCGGCACCGAGGCGUAUCACCACCGUGUUAUUGGUCGAUGAACUUGACAUUUUGUGCAAUCGGCGGCAAGAUGUGGUUUACAAUUUGCUUGAUUGGCCAACUAAAUCUGCUGCCCGUCUUGUGGUGAUCACUAUAGCCAACACCAUGGAUCUACCAGAACGCCUGCUAAUGGGCAAGGUGACUUCACGAUUGGGUCUCACUCGGCUCACCUUUCAACCGUAUACGCACAAGCAAUUACAGGAGAUUGUCUCCGCCCGCCUGGGUCUGGCCGGAUCAGAAGCUUUCAAGGGGGAGGCUGUCCAAUUGGUAGCCCGCAAAGUGGCCGCUGUAUCGGGUGAUGCACGUCGUGCUCUGGACAUUUGUCGGCGUGCCACAGAAAUUGCUAAAGAUUGUGUCACAAUGUUGCAUGUCCAACAGGCUCUGGCCGAGAUGAUAGCCAGUGCCAAGGUGCAGGCCAUCAAGAAUUGUUCACGACUCGAGCAGAUUUUCCUCCAAGCAGUGGCCGCUGAGGUUACGCGCACUGGCGUUGAGGAGACCACAUUUAUGGGUGUCUAUCAGCAGUUGGAAACAAUUGCCGCCAUAAUGGGCGUGUCAACACUCCCACCACCUGGACGUGCUUUGCGUCUGUGCUCCAAAUUGGGAGCCGAACGUUUACUCAUUAGCGAGCCAUCGCGUCAUGAUCUCUAUCAGAAGAUUCUGUUGAAUGUUAGCACCGAUGAUAUACACUACGCCCUAAGAGUGGAGCAACCAAUGACAACGACUGUCUGCUAAACUGACCACCACUCAACAAAUCGUCGAGAUUUUUAGUUCUUAAGCUUUUGUUAUUUAUUACGCUCAGAUGAAAGAAAACAAUAGAGGCAAUCCGAAAACCCACACAUCAGCUUAGAUUAUGUAGAAUUUCUGGUUCUUUGGUUUAAUUUGUUGAAAUAAGCAUACAUAUACAUAUAUAUAUAUUUGUUUUAACUGUAAUUUUUAAACAAUUUUAAGUACAAACUCGUCAUUAAAAAUACUAUGUAAAAGACAA
This is a messenger RNA of Drosophila willistoni, 3050 nucleotides long. It is a transcript of the gene Orc1, whose product is annotated as origin recognition complex subunit 1. The record is from RefSeq and is a predicted model, not a curated record. NCBI's taxonomy places the organism in Eukaryota, Metazoa, Arthropoda, Insecta, Diptera, Drosophilidae. Bases 131 to 2797 code for a protein of 888 amino acids. Gene Ontology annotation, biological process: mitotic DNA replication checkpoint signaling; DNA replication initiation. The transcript has 2 exons. Gene Ontology annotation, cellular component: nuclear origin of replication recognition complex. Gene Ontology annotation, molecular function: chromatin binding; DNA replication origin binding; ATP hydrolysis activity.